AUGCAGCUGCUUCCCAUGCGUGAUCCCCGAACCAUGAGCUGGUUCGGUGCUGGGGAUUGGAUUCUACUCAUCUACAUCCUCGGUCUUUACGUGGGCAUAGUGAAAGUAAUCCUGCCCAAGUAUAUGGCCAAGCGGAAAGAGUUCGAUCUGCUCGGCUACAUACGAUGCUAUAAUCUGCUCCUCGUCGCCAUCAACGCUGUUUUCGCCUACAAGAUCGCGAGACGGUCCUAUUUCGGCGGAGGGUACAGCUGGUUUUGCCAAGGUUUGGAUCUUGGAGGAAAGGACACCACCCUGCUUCAACUGAACUAUCUCUACAUGUUCGUUCGAAUUUUCGAGUUCUCGGAUACGGUUUUCUUCGUGCUCCGAAAGAAGUUCAACCAAGCCACUUUCCUGAACAUUUCCCACCAUUGCAUCGCUGUCGGUCUGCCGUGGUAUGGAGUUGCGUACGGGAUCGACGGUCAGAUCUGCCUGAUGGUUCUGUUCAACAUGGUCGUGCACGUGAUUAUGUACUCGUAUUAUUUUCUGGCCUCGUUCCAAUCCAUGGUCCCCUACCUUGGCUGGAAGAAACACUUGACGAAGUUGCAGAUCCUGCAGUUCGCCGUGGUUCUCGUGCACAUGUCGAUUCCGAUAUACCACGACUGCGGAUAUCCGCCGCAGAACUCUAUUCUUGUCAUCUCGAUGUACGCCUAUUUUCUCGUCAUGUUCACUAAGUUCUACGGAAGUACGUACAGCGACGCCAAGAAAAGCCUUCCCGAGACUAACGGUAGCAUAGCCCGGGCAAAUACGCACAAAAUCAAGUAG
This is a messenger RNA of Galendromus occidentalis (western predatory mite), 801 nucleotides long. RefSeq names its product elongation of very long chain fatty acids protein 5-like. Gene Ontology annotation, molecular function: fatty acid elongase activity. Gene Ontology annotation, biological process: sphingolipid biosynthetic process; very long-chain fatty acid biosynthetic process; fatty acid elongation, saturated fatty acid. The transcript has a single exon. The coding region runs from base 1 to 801 and encodes 266 amino acids. The record is from RefSeq and is a predicted model, not a curated record. Gene Ontology annotation, cellular component: endoplasmic reticulum membrane. Lineage: Eukaryota; Metazoa; Arthropoda; Arachnida; Mesostigmata; Phytoseiidae.